CCUUUCCUCCUCCCUCCCUUUCUUCGUCUUCUUCUUCUUCUUCUCUCCAACUUCUCCCAUUGACAUCUCUCUCUCUCUCUCUCUCUCUCUCUAUAUAUAUAUAUAUAGAUAGAUACAGCUAAUCUUCUUCACAUCCUCCCAAAUGGAAGCCUCAACAUCAUCAUGUUCCUCACCCCUCUCACUCGACUUCCUCCCUCCUCCAUUCUCUCCACACCUCCACCGCCGCAUCUCCGCCGCAUCCAUCCACUUCCGCCGCCAUAAACCCCUCUCCCUCUCCCUCUACCCAAAUCCCAUUUCUUGCACUAUCAAUUCUUCUUCUUACUUGGGCAUUUCAGUCUCCCCCAAAACCCGCUUCAAUUCCCUCUCUCCAUCAUCAUCAACAAGAACUCGAUCUUCCCCAAUCAUUGCCUCCGCUUUCGAGCGAUUCACAGAGAGAGCAAUUAAGGCCGUUGUGUUCUCCCAAAGAGAAGCCAGAGCUCUCGGCAAGGACAUGGUGUUUACGCACCAUCUUCUGCUAGGGUUAAUCGCUGAAAGCCGCCGUCCUGAUGGGUUUCUUGGCUCUGGCAUCACCAUUGACAUUGCUCGCGAUUGUGUUCGGAGUAUUUGGCAUAAUAAUCAAAGUAAUGAUCAGAAUUCAGUUGAUUCUGAGGUUUCCUCUGCUGCUGAUGUGCCGUUUUCGAUUAGCACAAAGCAGGUUUUUGAAGCUGCGAUUGAGUAUUCUAUGAGUAUGGGUUUCAAUUUCAUUGCGCCUGAGCACAUUGCCAUUGGGCUUUUUGCUGUGGAUGAUGGCAGUGCAGGUCGUGUCCUCAAGAGAUUAGGGGCAAAUAUAAAUCACUUGGCAGCUGUUGCAGUCUCAAGACUUCAAGGAGAGCUUGCCAAAGAUGGUAGAGAACCGCCCGCACGACCAAAACGGGCACAUGAUAAAUUAUUGCCUGCAAAAGGAACUGUUGUUAGAUACUCUGAGAAAACAAGAGAUAAAAGUGCUUUGGCCCAAUUCUGUACGGAUCUUACUGCUCGUGCUAGUGACGGGCUCAUUGAUCCUGUAAUUGGCCGAGACAAUGAAGUUCAGAGAAUCAUUCAAAUACUUUGCCGGAGGACAAAAAGCAAUCCUAUUCUUCUUGGGGAAGCUGGAGUUGGGAAAACAGCCAUUGCUGAAGGGCUGGCAAUUAUUGUUUCACAGGGAAAUGUUCCUGUUUUCUUGUUGAAAAAGCGCAUCAUGUCCUUAGAUAUAGGUCUAUUAAUCGCAGGCGCAAAGGAGAGGGGAGAGUUAGAGAGACGUGUUACUACAUUAAUUAAGGAUGUGAAGAAGUCAGGCAAUGUCAUUCUUUUUAUCGAUGAAGUCCAUACACUAAUUGGUUCGGGCACAGUUGGACAAGGAAACAAGGGGUCAGGUCUUGACAUUGCAAAUCUACUGAAGCCAUCUCUUGGGAGAGGUGAAUUACAGUGUAUUGCAUCUACAACUAUGGAUGAAUACAGGACACAUUUUGAAAAGGAUAAAGCAUUAGCACGAAGAUUCCAGCCUGUGAUGAUUAAUGAACCAAGUCAGGAGGACGCAAUUAGGAUACUGUUGGGUUUGCGUGAAAAAUAUGAGGCCCAUCACAAAUGUAAAUACACAUUAGAGGCCUUGAAUGCUGCUGUGCACCUUUCAGCAAGGUAUAUUCCUGACCGACAUCUUCCUGACAAGGCCAUUGAUCUCAUUGACGAGGCGGGAAGUAAAGCUCGUAUGGAAUCCUUCAAAAGGAGAAAGGAACAUCAAGCUCGUAUACUUUCAAAGUCACCAGAUGAUUAUUGGCAAGAGAUUAGAUCUGUUCAGGCCAUGCAUGAAGUGCCAAAUUCCUGGCUCCACCACUGCAUACAUGCCGAUAGCAUCAACCAUUUCAGAUUUUCUAAUGGUGUCCACUCCAUGCUUUCACGUGAGCAGGUCCUUGCAAGUAAACUGAAUAAAGAUGAUGGUGCUUCUAACAUUGAAGAUGAUCGAAAACUUCCCAAUACCUCUUUGCCUGUUAAUGAUGAUGAACCUAUGGUGGUUGGACCUGAUGAGAUAGCAGUAGUUGCUUCACUUUGGUCUGGGAUUCCAGUUCAGCAGUUAACCGCUGAUGAAAGAAUGCAUCUGGUGGGUCUUGAUGAGCAGCUUAAGAAACGGGUUGUUGGUCAAGAUGAAGCAGUUGCUGCAAUUUGUCGAGCUGUUAAGAGAUCCCGGAUUGGCCUGAAGGACCCUAAGAGGCCAAUUGCUGCAAUGCUAUUCUGUGGCCCCAGUGGGGUUGGCAAAACCGAAUUGACAAAAGCUUUGGCAGCUUGCUAUUUUGGUUCAGAGGCUGCCAUGGUAAGAUUGGACAUGACUGAAUAUAUGGAGCGGCAUACUGUCAGCAAGCUAAUAGGCUCACCCCCUGGUUACGUUGGCUAUGGAGAAGGAGGCACUCUUACAGAAUCUAUCAGAAGGCAACCUUUCACAGUGGUAUUGCUUGAUGAAAUAGAAAAAGCCCAUCCAGAUAUAUUUAAUAUUCUCCUCCAAAUAUUUGAAGAUGGUCACCUCACAGAUUCCAAGGGUCGAAGAGUAUCAUUUAAGAAUGUAUUGGUGGUGAUGACUUCUAAUGUGGGUUCCACUGCCAUUGCAAAGGGUAGGCACAACUCCAUUGGUUUCUUGAUAGCAGAUGAUAAGUCAACUUCGUAUGAUGGAUUGAAGGCAUUGGUAAUGGAAGAGCUUAAGGCUUAUUUCCGGCCAGAGUUGCUGAACAGGAUCGAUGAAGUAGUUGUUUUCCGUCCCUUAGAGAGGACACAGAUGCUCGAAAUAUUAAAUUUGAUGCUGCUAGAGGUGAGAGGAAGGCUUGUGUCUCUAGGAAUCGGUCUAGAAGUGUCUCAAGCAAUACUAGAGCUCAUGUGUCAACAAGGUUUUGACCGUAGCUAUGGUGCGCGGCCUCUUAGGAGAGCGGUUACCCUAAUAAUUGAAGAUCUGUUGAGCGAAGCAUUUCUUUCUGGAGAUUACAAGCCCGGUGACACUGCCAUCAUUGAUUUGGAUGAUUCGGGAAACCCAGUUGUUGCUAAUCGGUCAAGUCAGAAUAUUUACUCGUCUGAUACAACAUUUUCCUGAUAGGUAAUCACAAUCAAUUCUUGAUGUAAUUUUAUUGUGUAUAUUCCUAGUAGAUUUUAUAUGUGUAUUUGUGUAGACCAUACAAACUCAAUUCAUGCCAAUUCAUGUAUAUGUAUAGAUAAGAGGAGGGAAAAGAACAACAUUCAAAAUUAUUCUUUGGACCAUUGAAGAACAUUUUGGUUCAUAAAAUCAUACUAACAGCUAUUCCUUUUCAUUGGUGACAAA
Messenger RNA from Camellia sinensis, 3313 nucleotides. Its product is annotated as chaperone protein ClpD, chloroplastic. Gene Ontology annotation, biological process: cellular response to heat. The record is from RefSeq and is a predicted model, not a curated record. Gene Ontology annotation, molecular function: ATP binding; ATP hydrolysis activity. Gene Ontology annotation, cellular component: cytoplasm. Lineage: Eukaryota; Viridiplantae; Streptophyta; Magnoliopsida; Ericales; Theaceae.